Melitaea cinxia (Glanville fritillary) is the source of this 1838-nucleotide messenger RNA. Its product is annotated as protein DENND6B. Gene Ontology annotation, molecular function: guanyl-nucleotide exchange factor activity. Bases 34 to 1722 code for a protein of 562 amino acids. Gene Ontology annotation, cellular component: recycling endosome. The transcript has a single exon. NCBI's taxonomy places the organism in Eukaryota, Metazoa, Arthropoda, Insecta, Lepidoptera, Nymphalidae. The record is from RefSeq and is a predicted model, not a curated record.
GGUAUCAUACAAAAUGUUUAAACAAUAAUAACAAUGGCUAGUGGGCUCGAUAGUUAUGCGUGCAGUGACAUUACGACAUUGGAAGAACAAGAAUUUAAUGAGAAAUGGAGCAGAUUUUCCGAUUGGCUUCAUUGCAUCUGCGUCGUAACAUUCGAUUUAGAACUUGGACAAGCUAUGGAGAGCGUCUAUCCCCCAGACGUGAAAUUGACAGAUCAGGAAAAAUGUAAUAUUUGUUAUCUAGCAUUCCCUGAUUCGAAUUCCGGUUGUAUGGGAGACACUCAGUUUCAUGUGAGACUACGGUCCCGAACUCCACUUACGCCCCAACAAUUGAUUUACAACGAAGAAAGUGUUCCAACGCUACGCGCUGAUUCGACGCACUACUGGGGCUUCGUAUAUUUUCGUCAAGUUAAGGAUUCUUCGUUACCGCGAGGAUAUUUCCAGAAAAGCAUAAUAUUACUAACGCGUUUGCCAUUCAUAAAUUUAUUUUAUAAGGUUAUACAAUUAAUAGCUCCAAAACAUUUUGAAGAAGGUGAGAGUAGUUUAGAAGCAGCCUGUCAUGAUAUAAAUAGGUGGCCCAUACUCGAUGCUGGUCAGAAUACACUCCUACCUGUAUUGGGCAGUGUUUUUCAGUCCUACAUACCUAAUCAACAGACUGGAAAAGUUUCAAGGUCAGAUAUAAUAAAGCAAGUGCAUUCACCUAGUGUUCCACACAUACUAGUUUCAAUUCAAGAUGUUAAUGUAUUUGAUGCUUUAUCUAGUCUAAUAUCGCAUCUGCACUUACUAUGGGAACUUGUACUAACUGCAGAACCUAUUGUAGUCAUAGCCAGUUCUCCGACCGAAUGCUCUGCUUUGGUACAAGCAUUGACAUAUCUCAUCCAACCUUUGCCAUAUGCUGCAGAGUACAGACCUUAUUUCACAAUACAUGACAGUGAAUUCAAAGAGUUUACUCGCAAACAAUUUAACCCACCUUGCGUAAUAUUAGGUGUUACAAAUCCAUUCUUUACUAAAACAUUGCAACAUUGGCCUCACACUAUCAAGUUAAGUGACACAACUUCCAUCAAAACAAAAUUGAGGAAAGUAGGUAGUAUGAAGAACUUAGACACUGCUCCCGGUGUUUAUACACAGUAUAAACCAUUUUUAGAAAAAGACAAAGCCAUUAUUAAGAAACUUCAUAAUGGAAUUAGAACUGACCGACCUUCAGAAGUGCAGACAGCAAUGGUGAAGAGACAUUUACUUGAAUUGACUCAGAGCUUUAUGAUUCCCUUAGAGAGGUAUAUGGCUUCUCUAAUGCCAUUACAGAAAAAUAUUUCACCUUUCCGAGCACCUCCAAUCCCAAAUCCGUUUAACCCUGAAGAUUUCUUUGCUACAUUACAACAAGCAGGACCUCACUUGACAACUGGGAUUAAAGGUGACUGGAUUGGCCUCUACAGAAAUUUUUUCAAGACACCAAACUUCAGUGCGUGGUUCCACGAACGCCAUAGCAAUUUGACAAAUAAGUUGCAUGCUUUGCAGUUAGAAGCUUUAGCGGAGAGUGAUCUGAAGAAAUGGUCAGUUGGGAAAAAGGAAGUGGAAAUAGUUGACAUGGUUUUAAAGCUACGAGAAGUUUUGAAGAGUGACCCGCCUGUGGCCGAUAACACGCGAACAUUGUUAGCUAGAAGGCUGGAAGAUUUAAACUGUAUCCUUCCUGAAGAUAUGAAGUCUAUCUUAAAUGCAGCAUCGUGACAUACAAAAUGCUGCACCUCAGGGCUGAGAGGUUGCAGCAUCGACUGCAAAAUUCAGUUGAAAAACACUUACAAUAGGAUUGUUGCUUGUAUAUAAUAUAUUUAGCCUAAUCAAUA